AUGGCGGGGGUGUUCGACAUCGACCUGGAGACCGAGGAGGGCAGCGACGGGGACGAGCCCGAGCUGGGCGCCGUUUCCAGGGAUGGCUCAGGGGGUCCAACUCGGGCUCUCUUUGCAGGUGGAGAGCUCUUCAUGCAGCUGGAGCGAGAGGGAAUCUUCCUGGAGGACACGGCCUGUUUCUACCUGAGCGAGAUCACGCUGGCUCUGGGUCACCUGCACUCCCACGGGAUCAUCUACCGGGAUCUCAAGCCGGAGAACAUCAUGCUCAACAGCCAAGGGCACAUCAAGCUCACGGAUUUCGGGCUGUGCAAGGAGUCGAUCCACGACGGAGCCGUCACCCACACCUUCUGCGGCACCAUCGAGUACAUGGCCCCCGAGAUCCUGGUGAGGAGCGGGCACAACCGGGCGGUGGACUGGUGGAGCCUGGGAGCCCUGAUGUACGACAUGCUCACCGGAUCGCCCCCGUUCACCGCCGAGAACCGCAAGAAGACCAUCGACAAGAUCCUCAAGGGCAAACUGGUGCUGCCGCCCUACCUGACCCCCGACGCCCGCGACCUCCUCAAGAAGUUCCUCAAGCGAAACCCCAGCCAGCGGGUGGGGGGGGGCCCGGGGGACGCGGCCGACGUGCAG
Lepidothrix coronata (blue-crowned manakin) is the source of this 630-nucleotide messenger RNA. It is a transcript of the gene RPS6KB2, whose product is annotated as ribosomal protein S6 kinase B2. Gene Ontology annotation, biological process: protein phosphorylation. The transcript has 7 exons. Gene Ontology annotation, molecular function: ATP binding; protein kinase activity. NCBI's taxonomy places the organism in Eukaryota, Metazoa, Chordata, Aves, Passeriformes, Pipridae. The record is from RefSeq and is a predicted model, not a curated record. The annotation marks the transcript as partial.